Messenger RNA from Funneliformis geosporum, 203 nucleotides. The record is from the annotation of a GenBank genome assembly. NCBI's taxonomy places the organism in Eukaryota, Fungi, Glomeromycota, Glomeromycetes, Glomerales, Glomeraceae.
AAGAGAAUUUGACGAGCUGAACCCAAAAAGAGACGAGCUUCCUCUUUUAGGUCUUUUUACAUUAGACCACAUGUCAUACGAGAUUGAUCGUGAUCCUGAAAAAGAACCAUCCUUGACAGAAAUGUCAGAUAAAGCUCUUAAAUUCCUAGAAACAGCCAAUAAUGAUAAAGGUUUUUUCCUCAUGAUAGAAGGCAGUAGGAUUG